AUUUAAUAUGAUCGUUAUGUAUCUUACUAGACUCGCCUAGUGCAUUCCUACAAGGUUGCCAAUUGGCGAGAUAUAAAACUGUAAAAGGGUAACAUAGGCUUUAGUAUGUGUCACGGCUUUGUUGCACUUUAAAAUGGACUUCAAGUUGGCAGUCAUCACUGUUUUCAGUCUGGUGUCCAUUAGCCAGGCUAGUAUCAUACCUACGGUGGAGGUAUUACAAGGUCCUGGAAGCAAAACCCUUCUUAUUGGUCCAGAUGGAAGCGCGAUAGACUCCGCAGCCCCUGGAGGAACAGUUGUUACCAAUGAUCAUGGCUCAGGAUUAGUAGCUGCUGGCCCUGCGAUUCUUCCAUUAGGUCCAGAGAUUGUUGUAAAUAGCCCGGCUGGUUCCAUAAUCACCAGUCACUCCUUGGCAGGCCCUGCAGUGGUGCCAGGAGUAGUACCAGCUCUCGCACCAUCUGCAGGAGCUGUAAUAUCAGCCGCAAUAUCUGUUGAAGGACCAGCUGCUCAAAAUGUUGAAGGAGCGUACGUUCCAGACAAUACAGAAGCUUUAUACGAUGACGGAUCAUAUAAGGGAGAACACUAAUAAUAUUAAAAAAAGUAUAUAGUGUGUUAAUGUUGUGUUUUAACUUCGUAUCCAAAAUAGUUUGUUAAAUAUUUUAUGACGAAUAGUUGUUAUUCUUACUUUGUAUUCCCACUAAAUAUAUAAAACAUUAUUCCUGUAUUUUAACAAGGGAGUAAUAUUUUAUUUCAUGUUUGGUGUUCCUAGUCUUAGCAUUCUUUGUUGUUACUUAAAAAUAUAAUAUAGAAGUUCCAAUAAAUAAUCAAAACAA
Molecule: messenger RNA, 830 nt
Organism: Diabrotica virgifera virgifera (western corn rootworm)
Lineage: Eukaryota; Metazoa; Arthropoda; Insecta; Coleoptera; Chrysomelidae
Exons: 3
Coding region: 134-583 (149 amino acids)
Source: RefSeq, a predicted model, not a curated record